CCAACCCGAGAGCUGGAGCCGACUCCGGCCCCAGCGUGGUCCCAGGGCAGCGGCGGAGGCUACGGCGACGUGGAUGUCCCCACUCUGGUCCGCCUGAGGGACCGAAUGAAGGAGCAGCUCAUGGAGUACAACACGGCUAUUCUUGCCGGUCAGGAAAAUUUCCUUGAUCAUGAAAUUGAAGAAAACUUUAGCCAGAGUGCCACACAAGAUUUGGAAAGAGAUCUAGAGGAUGCAAAAGUCUCUUUCCAGAACAAGACGUUGGCCUUGCACAGGACCCAAAUUAUGGAUGCCCUGAGAAACAAAUUGAAACAAGAUGAUGAGGACUCACGUCUGAUCCUGGAAACAAUGAAACACAUAGUAUUGCUCAGCCGGACAAUAAUUGAAUAUCAGCAGCAAGUACAUCAGAAGGAACAGCAGCUGAUUGACAUUAAAAGGGAAAGACUCUCACUGAAAAAAUAUGGAGGAGAGAAACUACAGCAAAUUCAUACCAUGAUGAAAAGGCAAAAGGAGAAACAAGCCCAUGUGAAUGUAUCUGAAACAGAGAAGAUGCUUGAUAAAUUAGAAAAAGAAAGACAGAUGACUACAAUAAUUCAAAAUGUGUUCCAGAACGUCAUAAUUGGAAGCAGAGUUAACUGGGCAGAAGAUCCAUCUUUAAAAGCAAUUGUUCUACAGCUUGAAAAAAAUGUGCAUUUUCAGUGAGUCAGGAGAUGUUGUGCUUAUUUUAUACAUUGUGUGCAUUUUAACUAAACUUGAUAAAUUAUAUGUAUGUUAAAUUUUAAAAUUUGACCUUUCUGGAAGAUGUUGUUCUCUCCAGAGAAAUAGAAUGUGUCAAAGCGGGUAGUAGAGCGGAUGAAAUGAAACUACCUGAAGACUCAUUUCUCAAGCUGUCUUGUCUCAAGCACUUAUUUUCCUCUGAGAGGCAGCAAGAACACACGAAAAGUUUCAAGGUUUCAUGUAGAAGUGGACUUAAACUAAGGAUUUGCUGUACCCCUUCCCUGGAGACCAGCAGCCAUAGAGCUCAAGCAGGGUGCACAGUCCUGCUCAAUCCCAGUCAAAAGCUCAGUCAGGAAAAUUUAUUAGCAAGUCUGGAGUAGGGAUUAUUUUUGGUUUUAAGGCAAUAUGUAUAAUUGUAAACACCAGAAAUUUUUGCUCCUGUUAGCACUGACUCUUGUCUGCAGAGGUGACUUCAUACAUGUCGACUGUGCAGCUAAGCAAUGUUUUAAUUGUAUGUCUUCACUAGCAUUUGCGCUUUUUUUACUUGGUCUUUGUUUGAUGUUUGAAGGAAAUUGACUCCUGGAGUGUAGGACAGUUUGGGAACGUGUAGUGUCCCUUGUUAUCUUGGUGUGUAGCUUCACUUUUAACUUGGUGAGUGAUCACCAGCUAUUUUUUGUAGGUGGAUGCCUUGAUCUAAUAAUAAAAAUAAAACGCUGAUUUUCCUGAAAA
Messenger RNA from Agelaius phoeniceus (red-winged blackbird), 1443 nucleotides. RefSeq names its product centromere protein H (gene CENPH). Gene Ontology annotation, molecular function: kinetochore binding. Gene Ontology annotation, biological process: kinetochore assembly; mitotic spindle organization; chromosome segregation. Lineage: Eukaryota; Metazoa; Chordata; Aves; Passeriformes; Icteridae. The record is from RefSeq and is a predicted model, not a curated record. Gene Ontology annotation, cellular component: nucleus; kinetochore.